Molecule: messenger RNA, 3387 nt
Organism: Dioszegia hungarica
Lineage: Eukaryota; Fungi; Basidiomycota; Tremellomycetes; Tremellales; Bulleribasidiaceae
Exons: 4
Coding region: 1-3387 (1128 amino acids)
Source: RefSeq, a predicted model, not a curated record
AUGGGACGGCGCAUCGUUCAUAUGGCCCGCCCCAGCGCGGGGAUCUCACCCAUCACUCUCUUCGCCUUUGUCGUCGUAGUGGUAAUCAUUGGCUAUGUCCUUCUUGGGCGGGGAAGCCAAAAGACUGAGACGACCGACGAAGCUGCGCCCCCAGUGGAGGGCUCCAGCUCCAAGAACUCCUCAUCUCGGAAGAGCUCACGCCGACACAGUACCCCUCAGACCCCAGAUCCUGUCCAGUCCGAUACAGACUACCCUGACACCAGCGAUACUGAGGCCUCACAUAGCGGCAACGAGUCGGACGUAUCUUCGGGUAAUUCAGGAGGCCAAGGCGGAGGACGCGGGGGCGGUCGUAAGAAGGGUAUUCUUACGCAUAAGCGGCCACAGUCUGAGAGGGGUCGGCGAGGGUCAAUCUCGUUCAUCGAUGAUGACAAGGCUGCGAGCAGGUUAUGGAGGUUCGACGAUGAGGAACGGCCGAAAGAGAUCUGGGAAGAGCCAGUCGUCUUUGGGGGUGGUAUGAAACCUCCUCCCAAAGACGACUUCAGGGUACCCCACGAACAAUCUCGCCUGCACAUCUUCGAAGCUGCGCUGCUUGAAGGCAAACACCACGACCUGCUUGCUCGUAUGAAAGAGGUGGAGAGUCUGGUAUUCACCAACUGGAUGGCGGCGGAAAGGCCAGACGCAUCCCUCGGUGAGCGAGAGGCCUGGGCGACGAGGCUAGCGACGGCCGAGAGCGACUCCUGGGGCAGUACCCGCCGAUGGGGGAAGUUACCCACUAUCGUCUUCGAUCUCUGUCUCGCCCUAUUGAGAAGCAAAAUCAUCGACAUCUCCACUCUGGCGGAAGUCAUGUAUGAAGAGCCUCACAUACGCGACUGCAGGUCCUGCCCGGCCAAAGGCAUCAUCGAGGGAGGUUUUGAGGCGGUGGACAUGGAACAGGGAGACGGCCUGCAGAAGGUCAGACGGCUGGUGCCCAAAAACGAUGAGGCGGCGAGGGAGAUCCUGAUUGGGUGGUUCGCCCUACCUUACAGGGCAUACCUAAGGGAGCAGUGGAUGAACUGUCGGGCGCGUGUGGAAGCUGGCUACCGGCUCCCCGAUUCCGUCAUUGCGGCGCUUGGUACGCCAAGCGGCGACCCGGGGCUAGGCGGCGAGAUGUUGAAGUGGCUGAGUUGGGCGGGACAGCGAUACCUUGUCAACCGUCUCUUCACUCUAGGAGGGGCAGACCUGCUUGACGGUACCGCUCGUAUCUCCAUCACAAGGCUGGAUGCCGGCGACGACUCUCUAUUCAAGCUGGACGUGACGCUCUUCGUGCCAGAGGCGACCAAUCUCGCCGACUUUGCGCGCGCCAAAGCUGCGGCAGACUGGAUGCGCAACACCAAAGGGGUAGGCAAAGACGGCUCGGCGCAUGGUGAGGGCUGGAAGGGGUCCAGUUACUGGCUCCGAGAUGCCCUACACCGCUGUAUCCACCUGUCAGGGUCUUGGAUCUACGCAAACUUCAAAGGUCAGGACCAGAAGGUCAAUCAACAGGAAGACCGGAUCGCCCUUCGAAGACUCUUCAUCCGCCCAGGUUACUCCAAAACUCAUGUUGAUAUGGCCAAGGGCAGGAUCAAUGCGCAAGGGCCGGUGAAGGAGUACCACGACCAGAAACUGUCCGUGCUCAUGCAGCUGCCACUAGACGCUGUAGCCAGAGCCGCAAAGUAUAGGGAGGCGGUGAACGCGGUGAAGGGGAUGGUGGAUCGGUCCCGUUUCUCGAUUAUCAGGUUCACCAAUGAACGUCAGCACAGCUGGUAUACACCAGUGGAAGGUGCCACCGCCGCCGAUCGCUUCGACCCCAGACAAAUGGCAUUCAUGCUGGGCGUCAUGGGAAGAGCCCUAGGCAAAGGCGUCUACUAUGACGAGUUCACCAUGGAAGACGAGGCGACUUAUGCGAUAACAGAGAGUAACGUCUCUAUUCAAACGGAAUUGACACCUGGUUCCGUCCAUCUCGACUUUGGCGGUAUCUUGCCCUAUGUCGCGAUGACAACGGCAGGUCAGAUGAAGGCGGACUUCGUUUGGCUUAAAGACAUGCCCCGAGUCAGGACGUACUAUCUACCUCUGAUGGCCGGUGCGCCAAUCGCAUCACGCGGGGAGAGUAAGCUGGUGUAUCAGGGGAUGGAAAGCUUAGGGAAGACGUCAGUGCAGUGGUGUACUGCUCGAUGGGCAUUGGACCGGAGCACGGGAAUCUGGGCGGCCAUGGCUCUCUGGGAUGAUGUGGAGAGGCGGACGGCGUUCGUCGUCAUGGUCGACUCGCUGGAAGAAGGGCGCCGAGUCUUGCAUCAGCAGCUCGAAGGCGUAUUCGUCUAUGAAGUCAUCGACUCCCUCUUCGCCAAAGGCCUCGAAGCCACGGAGGGGGGUGCGAUAGGGCAAGCCAACCGGUACCAAACUUCAGAUGGAGCGAGGAGAAGGGUCGAGAUAGACCUCACCCGGAUGCUGUAUAUCAUCAGCAAGGCGCUUCAGUUGACGACCAUCGUGGAAUGUUCCACCGGCAACAGUCACCCGGGUGUUUAUCUUCAUUUGUAUACAGCAACCGCUGCCCAGCUAUUGGCCAAGUGGGAUGCGCUACCCGAGCGCAGGAGUCAGCUAGCACCACCUGUAGUGCCCGAGCCAGCCGAGACUCCCCAGCCGCUUGCGCCUCGUAGGAACGUCGGCUUUGCAGAGGCGGAAGGCGAUGAUGAUCAAGCGGCCCCUCGCAGCGCUGGAAGCCAGAAAGGUCCACCUGAUGUGGGGCCCACCCCACACUCUUCUACUCCCGGCGGAUCCACCGGAAAAGUCGGUCCAGCAUCGAAGUUGCGUUGGACUCGACCCGAUGUUGGCACCGAGGAGGAGGAAUUAGCGCUCGCGGCGCUGAGAGCCCAGUAUUUCGGUCUACUGCAGCCAAAGACCGCAGCUGAGCUGGACGAGUUGAAGCGCGCCGGAGGGGUCGUCGACCCAAGAGAAGCGCAUGUUCAGGUGCCGUGGGCGGGCUCAGCCAUCCCGGACGAUGUACUUGACGCGGCGAUGAACCGGCCUCUUUGGGACAAGAAGGGGAGCGACAGCCGCAUGAUGAUCUGGCAUCAGCUGCAUAUAAGCUGUCAACUGGGAGAGGAGGAUCUGACAUCGGCCAUUCAAGCUAAGCUUGGUCACAGCCCCCCUCUCACGGCAGCCGAUCAGCUGGAGCGGAAGCGUGCGUACCAAGCCGCGGAUGUCAACGGGAAGAAAGCGCUACUCGAGAGGUACAGGGCCGACUUAGCCAGGAGGAUCGAGGAAAGGGGCGCUGCCGAGAGGGUCAGGGUGUAUAUGUUGGACCAAGCAGGUCGAGAGAACGACAACAGGAAGGACUUCAGGGUGGCGAUCGAGAAGAAUAAGAAAGUGUAG